GCCCGGAGACACUUCACCGGAGACACUUGGUACCGGCGCGUUGAUCAGUUAGACAGCCGGACUGACAGCCGGUGUCUCUUGGUCACUUUCUGGGCGUUUCUGUGUUGGACUCGGGUAUGGACACGGGGUCGGGACUAGGUGGAUAAUCGGACUGUUUUUGGAGAAUACCUGAUGCUACAUCUCCACAUGAGCGCAUAGGGAGCGCAGGACCUCUCCCCCUCACAAGGUUGGCGCUCACCCAGUUGAAGAGAGACACUGACCUGAUGAAGAUGGAAUCAUUUAUCGUCAGCAGGGCUGUCUUCAUCUUCCUCACAUUCCUCUCUGUCCAGUGUGCAGAGAGUCAGCCGGAGAGUGCAGUGUUCCUGCCGGAGUUCGCCCUCUCACCUCAGGGCAGUUUCAUGGAGGACGCCACAGAGGAUCAGUUUCUAACCUACAGAUACGACGACCAGGCCUCCAGAAUGACCCGCUCAGAUGAAGACAGGGACAUCGGGUGGGACGCCUGGGGCCCCUGGAGUGACUGCUCUCGAACCUGCGGGGGGGGAGCCUCUUACUCUCUGCGACGCUGCCUCAACGGAGGAAGCUGUGAUGGCAAAAACAUCCGCUACAGAACCUGCAGCAACACGGAAUGCCCUGCAGAGUCAGGUGAUUUCCGGGCCCAACAGUGUUCAGCCCACAAUGAUAUCAAAUACCAGGGUGUCACCUACGAAUGGGUCCCAGCACCUUAUGACCCCGCAGCCCCUUGUGCCCUGCAGUGCCAGGCUAAAGGGAGAAUUCUCACUGUUGAGCUCGCCCCUAAGGUGCUGGAUGGGACACGGUGCCGCACUGAUGCCUUUGACAUGUGCAUCAGUGGAGUGUGUCAGGAGGUGGGCUGUGAUCGGCAGCUGGCCAGUGGUGCCAGGGAAGAUAACUGUGGCAUCUGUGGUGGUGACGGCUCCACAUGCAGGCUGGUUCGAGGACAGGCCCUACCCCACCUGACACCAGAACAAUCUCUGAAGACAGUGCUGGAAGUGCCGUUGGGAAGCCGCUUUCUCAGACUCAAUGCCAAAGGACCUGAUGUGAUAGCCAUCGAAGCCAUCUCUCUUCAGGGAAGGAAGGAGGAGAUGAGUCUGGUGGCUACAGGCUCCUAUGUAAUAGGAAACACCUCCCUGGACUUUCAAAGGGGGACAGACAGGCAGACACUCAGGACACAUGGCCCACUCAACGCUGAUUACAUUAUCAAGAUGAAGUACGGAGGCCUUAAGGACACAGUCGUCCAGUUUCUGUUCUACCAGCCAGUCAGGUACCAGUGGAGAGAGACUGACUUCUUCCCCUGCUCUGUUACCUGUGGAGGAGGCUAUCAGCUCAACUCUGCAGAAUGCACAGACAUCCGAUCCAACCAGAUCCUGCCUGAGCACCACUGUAACAGCUACCCUGAGAACACAAAACCCACACCCAAGCUCAAGGAGUGCAACAUGGACCCCUGCAAAGAGGGUGAUGGAUUCAAAGAAGUGAUGCCAUAUGAUCACUUCCAACCUCUGCCUCGCUGGGAGCAGGGUCCCUGGACCCGGUGCUCUGUGUCCUGUGGUGGUGGCUGGCAGGAUCGCAGCAUGCUGUGUGUAGAGGAGGACACUCAUGGACAGUUCUCCCAGGUAGAGGAGUGGAAGUGCACCCACUCCCCUCGACCUGUCACCCGACAGAUUUGCAACGCCUUCGCCUGCCCCCAGUGGGUGGCAAUGGAAUGGUCUCAGUGCACAGUGACAUGCGGUCGCGGCCUGCGUUACCGCGUGGUUCUGUGCAUCGACCAUCGUGGGCAGCACAUCGGAGGCUGUGAAGCAUCAGUCAAACCUCACGUUAAAGAAGACUGUCUAGUCCCUGUUGCCUGCCAUAAGCCCAGAGAAUCUCUGCCAGUGGAAGCCAAGGUGCCCUGGUUAAAACAAGCCCAUAAACUGGAGGAACACCAUACUGCUACAGAGGACCCCACGUGA
Seriola dumerili (greater amberjack) is the source of this 1964-nucleotide messenger RNA. It is a transcript of the gene adamtsl3, whose product is annotated as ADAMTS-like protein 3. The record is from RefSeq and is a predicted model, not a curated record. NCBI's taxonomy places the organism in Eukaryota, Metazoa, Chordata, Actinopteri, Carangiformes, Carangidae. The coding region runs from base 264 to 1964 and encodes 566 amino acids. Gene Ontology annotation, molecular function: metalloendopeptidase activity. Gene Ontology annotation, biological process: extracellular matrix organization. Gene Ontology annotation, cellular component: extracellular matrix. The transcript has 15 exons.